AUGUCAUUGAUAAUUGUCUUGCUGACAAUCAUAGCUUACUUAAUUGAACUUGAAUAUAGAAAGUGUUCAAAAAUUAUUUCCAGCAAAGCAUCCCUCAUAUAAACUGACUUGAAAUGGGGAUUGCUAUGUGAAAUUAUCAUUAUCCUUCCAACCUCAAAUCCUUUCACUUAAGGUUAUUAUGUUAACUUUGAAUAGAGAGGAACAGCAGAAACUAGAUUUUAUAUGAUGAAUGAAAUUCUAACAUAUAUCAUGUUUUUCAGACUCUAUUUGCUCCUGAAUAUAGGGUUUAAAUUCUAGACAUAUUAUUCAAAUCGGAUUGGGAGAGUGUGUCGUUUGUAUCAGACUCGGUUUGGAACUCAUUUAAUGUUGAAAUUAUGCAUACGCCAAUUCCCCUUCUACACCUUGACUUGGCUCUUUAUUGUUGGCUUCAUCCAAUACACCUAUUAGUUAGAGAUAUCGGAAAGGCCACUCCUCAGAACUUUUGAUUCUUUGGAAAACUAUGGACUCACCAAAAGUCAGUGGGUUACUAUGAUCACAAUAGCGACAGUAGGAUACGGGGAUUUCUUUCCUUACACAGAUUUAGGUCGUAUAGCCAUGACUUUAGGGUUGUUUUAUGGUGUCACAAUUACCUCCUUAUUUACAGCCAUAUUAUAUAAUAUGUUAUAGCCGAACUCAGGAGAGUAUCAGUCUUGGGCUCUGUUGGAUAAGGCUACCAUCACGAAGAACAUAAAAAAGGCAAGUUCGAGUAUAUUUUUUUAUUUGAAUGAGUUGAGGAAAAGAAAAAAAGUCUCAAAAACUGAAGGGGUGAAUAAUAAUUUUGAUGAUACACUAUUUAAUUUGGAAAGAUUCCUAUAAGAUGUUGGGAUGUUGAAGAGAAUGCAUAGGGAUAUUGAUGGAGAAGAAUUCUAAGAAAUGGUGAAACGGAAAUUUGGAGAUGCCAAUGGUAAAUUCAAGGAAAUCAGAUAACAACUCUAUAAAUUCAAUGAAUAGUAAUAUUUGAUUCAGACUCAUCUAUCUAAACUAUAGUAAAACUCGAUUUUGGAAAAGGAAUAAACCUAAAUACAAUAAAUAAAAAUUUCGCCUGUUUCUCCCAAGAUCUUCAGGAACUAAUUAAACACAGAGGAGAAACUUAGCAAAGAUGAAGAAUUUUUCAAUAAUUUAGACGAUUCACACAGAGACUCUUGUUUGAUGAGUUUCCACGAUUGA
Messenger RNA from Paramecium tetraurelia, 1206 nucleotides. RefSeq lists its product as uncharacterized. The transcript is spliced from 3 exons. The record is from RefSeq and is a predicted model, not a curated record. Gene Ontology annotation, biological process: potassium ion transport. Gene Ontology annotation, cellular component: plasma membrane. Lineage: Eukaryota; Ciliophora; Oligohymenophorea; Peniculida; Parameciidae. Gene Ontology annotation, molecular function: small conductance calcium-activated potassium channel activity; calmodulin binding.